Annulohypoxylon maeteangense is the source of this 1536-nucleotide messenger RNA. RefSeq names its product acyl-CoA dehydrogenase NM domain-like protein. NCBI's taxonomy places the organism in Eukaryota, Fungi, Ascomycota, Sordariomycetes, Xylariales, Hypoxylaceae. The record is from RefSeq and is a predicted model, not a curated record. The coding region runs from base 1 to 1536 and encodes 511 amino acids. Gene Ontology annotation, molecular function: flavin adenine dinucleotide binding; acyl-CoA dehydrogenase activity; heme binding. The transcript has 2 exons.
AUGGCUCAGACGUUCACCCGCGACGAGGUCGCUAAGCAUAACACCGAAGACUCGCUGUGGUUCGUCAUCGAUAGCAAGGUCUACGAUGUAACCGACUUCGUAGACGCGCACCCAGGCGGCGAGUCCGUGCUCCGACAAGUCGCUGGCCAAGACGCCACCGUCGCAUUCUACAACCUGCACCGGCACGAAGUACUGAGCAAGUACGAGGACCUUCACGUGGGAACACUUGAGGGCGAGAAGCCGCAGGUUGUGACGCCGAAGCCGGGAGACCUUAGCCUAGUGCCAUACGCGGAGCCGCUCUGGCUCGCACCCGCGUAUAAGAGUCCUUACUACGGCGAAAGCCACAGGCGGCUACGGAAGGCCAUGCGCGUCUUCGUCGACACGUACAUCACGCCGGAGGCGCAGGCGCGCGAACUCGACGGCAAGAAGAUCAGCCAGGAGCUCGUCGAUCGCAUGUCCAAGGUCGGAAUGCUGCACAUGCGCCUCGGCCCCGGUAAGCACUUACACGGUGUAGACCUACUUGACGGCGCCGUCAAGGGCGAGGAGUUUGAUUAUUUCCACGACUUGAUCAUGUCGCAAGAGGGCGUGCGCGCGAACGCGCGAGGCUUCCAAGACGGGCAGCUGGCCGGUAUGGUUAUUGGGUUGCCCUGCGUGAUGAACUACAUGAAGGACCAGAAGCGCAAGAAGGCGAUUAUGGACGAGGUGUUCAGCGGGAAGAAGUACAUGUGUCUAGCCAUCACCGAAGCCUUCGCCGGCUCGGAUGUCGCGGGUCUGCGGACGACCGCUACUAAGACGCCUGAUGGCAAACACUACAUCGUCAACGGCACCAAGAAGUGGAUCACCAACGGCGUGUUCUGCGACUACUUCAUCACCGGUGUUAAGACGGAUAAGGGUCUAAGCGUGCUAAUCAUCGAGCGCGGAGAGGGUGUCGAGACUAAGGCUAUCAAGACCUCGUAUUCGCCCUCCGCCGGCACCGCGUACAUCACCUUCGACAACGUCAAGGUCCCGGUCGAGAAUCUCCUCGGCGAGGAGAACAAGGGCAUCUACGUGAUCCUCAGCAACUUCAACCACGAACGGUGGACCAUGGCCUGCGCCACAAUCCGCCAAUGUCGAAUAAUCGUCGAAGAAUGUCUCAAAUGGUCUCACCAGCGGCUCGUCUUCAACAAGCGUCUAAUCGAACAACCCGUGAUCCGACAAAAACUCGCCAAGAUGAUCGCGCUGAUCGAAGCGAACCAAUCGUGGCUCGAGACCAUAACUUACCAAAUGUGCAACAUGCCAUAUAAGCAGCAAGCACAACACCUAGGCGGGCCCAUCGGGUUACUAAAAAUGAGCAUCACGCGCGCGGCGCACGAGAUCGCCGACGAGGCCGUCCAGAUCUUCGGCGGGCGCGGGCUGACGCAGUCGGGUAUGGGCAGGGUCGUCGAGAUGUUCAACCGCACGUACAAAUUCGACGCCAUCCUCGGUGGCUCCGAGGAGAUCCUUGCCGAUUUAGGUGUUCGCCAGGCGAUGCGGCAGAUGCCUAAUGCGAAGCUAUGA